Molecule: messenger RNA, 9293 nt
Organism: Choloepus didactylus (southern two-toed sloth)
Lineage: Eukaryota; Metazoa; Chordata; Mammalia; Pilosa; Megalonychidae
Product: zinc finger protein 596-like
Exons: 11
Coding region: 1026-2795 (589 amino acids)
Biological process (GO): regulation of transcription by RNA polymerase II
Cellular component (GO): nucleus
Molecular function (GO): DNA-binding transcription factor activity, RNA polymerase II-specific; RNA polymerase II transcription regulatory region sequence-specific DNA binding
Source: RefSeq, a predicted model, not a curated record
CCUUCCUCUCUGCUUCCACGUCUCGGAAGAAUGCCGUAUCAUCGCGAGACUUCUGUACUCCCCGGAGCUUCCUCCAGCGCCCAGAAAUCGUGAGACCGCAAAGGAAGCAGCAGUGUGCGGCGCGGAAUUCGGACGCAAUGGACGCAAGAUGGCGCAGGGGACCGUAAAUCUCGUAGCUGAAUUCUUAAAAGCAAAGGAAAUUUGGCACAGGAGGAGAAGCUAUGGGCAUUCACAAACUGGACAUUAACAGACCCUAGAAGAAAAAGAAGACACCAUGUAUAUUGCCAUGUGACAGAAACUCCAAGGAACCCCAAAGAUUGUGAGCCAGCCAGAAGAUAACCUCCGGUGGAAGCGCCUUCUAACCUCAAAACUUGAAUUUUCUGGCUCCAAACCCCUCUGAUUUUGGAUGGAUUUGCUGUGCUGGAGAAAAUCUAAGAGUGCAUAAGAUUCCUGAACAAACUGCCUGCACAUUGGGCACUGCCGAAAUUAUUUAACACAGCCAUCACACAAGCACGUAUGUAGCACGUAUGUCAACAUGGCAAGAGCACCCAGUUCACUGUCCCAUUCUGGCAAACAACACAGUCCUUAAAGUUCUCCUCAGGCUCACUGCUCCCAGAUUCUCUGAUGUCUGGUCUCAGUUUGUCUAUGGUUGGAGUUUCUGUUCGGCAGUCUGUUUGUUAAUCAAUUCCGCAACUGCAGUUCUCCCUCCUGGUUCCCAGCACCGACGGCCCCUCCUCCCUUUGGACUGUGCCUGGCAGGGAGGGGUGCAUGCUCCCUGGCCGGAAGAACUUACAGAUUUCACUGAUCUCAGCUCUCCACAGGCUCAUCUUCCGGGUGUAUUCUGAAUAGAGGAUUGCCGGGUCAUAAGGCAACUCUAUACUUAGCUUCCUGAGGAACCAACAGACCAUACUCCACAGUGGCUGUACCAUUUUACAUUCCCACCUGAAGCAAUUUUUCUUACCAGCUGCUUGUAUAAUUGUGAGUGACAAUCUAGAAGAACACACUUGUGAGCUGAGCUGUUGACAAUGCAACCAUUGGAGUUAAUGACCUUCAAAGAUGUAGCUGUAGACUUCACUCAGGAAGAGUGGGCAUUGCUAGACACAUCCCAGAGAAAGCUAUUCAGAGAAGUGAUGCUGGAGAAUAUCAAUCAUCUGCUUUCAUUGGGAUGUCAGGUCUGCAAAUCAGAUGUGGUUUCCCAAUUGGUACAAGGAGAGGAAGUGUGGAGAGAAGGAGUAGGAUUUCUCCAAAACCGAACUCCAGGCAGGAAAAGUGCCAGUAAAAUGCAAGAAAUCAUAUCCCUGCAACUUUCCAACAGGAAAGAGAAUUCUAACCUCUUGUCAUUGAUAUCUCACACUCAGAAGAAUUCCUUUCAGUGGAAUUAUUUGCAAGAUUUCACUCUGAGAUCUACAGUGACUCAACAUUCAUUAAUUCCCAAGGAAAAGAAACCAUAUUUAUGCAAAUUACUUGGAAAACCCCUACUUGACCAGUCAUCUUUUAAUCAACAUAAGACGAUCCACACUAAAAGUAAAUCAUAUGAAUGCCAUCAAAGUGCUGAAGACUUGACUAAAAGCUCUGGCCUCACACAAUGUAAUGAAACUCAAACUGGAGAUAAACCAUAUGAAUGUCUUCAAUGUGGGAAAACUUUCAUUAGAUUUUUUCACCUUAGAGAACAUGAGAAAACUCACACUUCAGAAAAACCCUAUAAAUGUAAUCUAUGUGGGAAAGCCUUUAGCCUAUAUUCUUAUCUUAGGAAACAUGAGAGAAGACACACUGGAGAGAAACCCCAUGAAUGUCAUGUAUGUGGGAAAGCCUUCAGUCAAUAUUCUUAUCUUAGGAAACAUGAGAGAGGACACACUGGAGAGAAGCCCUAUGAAUGCCAUACAUGUGGGAAAGCCUUCAUUUAUGGUUUUCAACUCAGAAGACAUGAGAAAACACAUACUGGAGAGAAACCUUAUGAAUGCAAUACAUGUGGAAAAGCCUUCAGUGAAUAUUCUUAUCUGAGGCUACAUGAGAGAAAACACAGUGGAGAGAAGCCCUAUGAAUGCCAUGUAUGUGGAAAAGCCUUCUUUGAUUGUUCCUACUUCAGAAAACAUGAGAGAAAUCACACUGGAGAGAAACCUUAUGAAUGUGAUCUAUGUGGGAAAGCUUUCAGUGGAUGUUCUGGCCUUACACAACAUAAGAGAACUCAUACUGGAGAGAAACCACAUGAAUGUGAUCUAUGUGGGAAAUCUUUCACUGGAUGUUCUGGUCUUAAGCAACAUAAGAGAACUCAUACUGGAGAUAAACCCCAUGAAUGCUGUAUAUGUGGGAAAGCCUUCAGUCAAUAUUCUUACCUUAGGAAACAUGAGAGAACACACACUGGAGACAAACCAUAUGAAUGCCAUACGUGUGGGAAAUCCUUCAUUUAUUGUUUUCAACUCAUACGACAUGAGAAAACUCACACUGGAGAGAAACCCUAUGAAUGCCAUACAUGUGGCAAAGCCUUCGGCGAAUAUUCUUAUCUUAGACUACAUCAGAGAAAACACAAUGGAGAGAAACCCUAUGAAUGCCAUACCUGUGGGAAAGCCUUCAGUCAGUAUUCUCAUCGUAGAGAACAUGAGAGAACUCACACUGGAGAGAAACCCUAUGAAUGCCAUACUUGUGGGAAAGCCUUCAGUCAAUGCUCUGCUCUUAGACUACAUGAGAGAACUCACACUGGAGAGAAACCUUAUGAAUGUCUUCUGUGUGGGAAAUCUUUCUCUCAGAGUUCUGCCCUCAGGAAACAUGAGAGAAGGCAUACUGGAGAAAAGCCAUAAGAAUGUCAUCCAUAUGGGAAAUCUUAAAUUUUAUAUUCUUAGACAACAUGAAAUUAUUCAAACUUGAGAUAAACUGUGAAUGUCAUCAGUCUUAGAAAGCGUUCAGUCAGGAUUCUGACCUUAUAUGCAAGGAAAAAAACUCAAACUACACACAUUUUAAAUGUGGAAGGGACUUUAGCCAUAACUUUAACCUUUAAACACACCAGAAAAUUCACAUACUGAAGAAACACUUUGUAAUCAAUAUGUAGGGCCUUUAGUCUUUUGUACUAUUUUAGUUAAUAUAAGGAAAUUCGUACAGGAGAGAAUAUCAGUGUCAUCUGUGUAGCAAAGUCCUUAGUAGAUGGCCUGAUAAAUCCUGUGAGAGCUCACAAUAUAAAGUAAUGAAAGUUGAAGGUCCUCAUCUACCACUCUCAUGAGCAAGCCAGAGAAAUUAACACAUGAGGAAUUCUGUGUAUGCAGUGUUGGAGUGCCUUAAUUUGUGGUUUAUCCUUUAAAGAAAAUGAAUGAACUCCAUGGAAUAAAAACACUAGGUCUCUAAUUUACUGUGCACUAUCAGUCAGUGAAACACAAGCCUUGGUUUGCUAAAAAAUAAUAUAGGAAUAACCAUGAAAACAUUAAAUAAGAGGGAAAUGUCUUUACUAAGAGGGUGAAAACCCUUGGGGAAGAGCCAGAAGUUUCAUGAUAGAAAAUGUAUUCCAUGUAAAAUCAAGGGAAAUCAUUUAUUCAGAAAUUGGGGAAAUUGUAGAUAUGGGUUAUUGUGUCUAUGAGGGAUAAUGUUUGAGAUGAUUGAGCAAAUUACUGGAUAUUUGGUGGCUGGAUUAUGGAGAUCAGUGUUAGAAAUGGUAUGGGUGUGGGGAUAGGAAUAUCUGAAGCCUGUGAUUUGGGUUAAAUGAAUAUGCUUCUGUGGUUACUUCUAAUGGAUCUGUGGGAGGCAUUUUGGGGUCAUUAUUUAAAUACCUGCCAGGUAAGAAGAGGUAUGUUUGCUUUAUUAUUGAUUUUACAGAGAACAGUACUUCAUCUCAGUAGCUACACUAUUAGUGGGUGAGAGGGUCCUCCACAGUAGUUCACUAAGCCAAACAGAGGUCCAGGUAAUUCCCGUUUCCUCUCACGAAUGGCUCCUUAGGGAGUAUCAGAACCCACUGAAAUAAUCAUCUUAAUAAACAAAGAUUUAAUGGAUUUCAAAGUCUUCAGUUCCCAAAGGCUCCCAUCAUGAUGGUCCAGAUAUGGGAAUCCAGUCCUUGACAUUAAUUUUGUAAAAGUUAUGAUCCAGAACAUGGAUAUAUGAAAACUUUGUUAAUUUCAUAAUUUUAAAGAUUGCUGAAUUUUUCCUACUAAAAUUGAGUACACAAGAAGUAUCUCUGUUCUCAACAUAAACCUUAUAUAUAUGAAAUAUUGAAACAUUGCUUUACCGUCUAUAGAGAACAAGAUAAAGUUGUCUUCUCUCAUAACUUCCAUAUAAUAUAGACAUAAUUGUGGACUUACAUAGUAUAGUAAGUCAAAGAGUGGAAAGAAAAAACUUGGAAAAAAUGAAACUGCAGAUGGCAUGUUUUGGUACAUUGAAACCACCAUUAAAUUUGCAAAAAGAUAUUAGAGGCCAUUAAUUUUAGGAAUGUAAAGUAAAAAUACAAUUUCUAUAUGUUAGAGAUUUAUUGAGAGUGGUAAUCUAUGUACCUGGGCCAAAAUUUCAUGUUGACAGAAUUUGCAUGUCCUUUGUGUUGUGGAUCCACCAAGCAGCAGAAAGAGUCAUGGGAAAUUCAUCUAUUUCAUUGAUGUCACUGAAGUUAGGUCCAUUAUCCUCAUCUUCCAAGAAGUUAUCAUCCUCAGCUUCUCUCUCACCAGGAUCUCAAGCCUCAUUGGGUGUGAAAAAGUUGGAUGUAUCCUUUAUUGUCUAUAUCAUUCCAAAGAUAUCUGUCAUAAUAAGGCCCUUGCCAUCAUAAACAUAAGAUGAAUGGUUCCUUCCCAGGCUGCAAAUUGUUUCCAAAGCCCUUCAGUAUACUAGGGAAUGUUUUAUUCUCAACUCCACAUUCCAUCCACAAGCCUGACCAGAUUGCUGACCCAUUGCUAAUGGUUUCCCUGAUGAGGCAGGAAACAGGUACUUGGGGGUGAUAAGGUCCAAAUAUUCCAGGAUUAUUAGCGCUACUCACAGUUGAGUGCCCACUGGGCACUUUGUCCAGUGCCAGAGGUGAUAUAUUGUCUACUCAAGGCAAGGGAAACAGUGGCUGUUGCCCAGUACCUUCAGCUUGGCUGACUCAUCAGUGAACAUGGACUGAGCAUCUGGUGGGAUGUCAUGUCAGGGUCCUCUGGUUUCCAAUGCAUGGAAGGAAGAGCUUUCUAUUGCAACAGGCUUAUGUUUGAUGGACACCAUUGCCAGUCCCUUAUGCAAAGAUGCCACUUCCUGGAGAUCUGAGCAAGUACAGUCCUGAAUUUACUACUUCCAUUUGAUACUUUAAGCACUGCAGAGGUAGGAUAUGUUGGGGAUUUCUAGCCUCAGGAUGAUCUGAGAGCUCAUGGUAAUCCUUUCAAUUUCCACCAACCCCAAUAGCACACCAGAAGUUGACUUUCAUAGGAGUAGUGCUUGGCUGCAUCUGGGAACUUUAUGCUCUAAAAUCCCAUGGCUCUUCAUUCCAUGUGACUUGUCAUCUUUUCCCUUACACUGGAAUACAGUUUUCAAGGUCCUAGUAGCUUUAAUUUUACAGGGUCCCUCUCAAUAAGUUCUUAUUGGGCUUUGUGUGCUUGUCACUUGAUUCAUUCAUUCUGAGUUUCUGUUGCCUCAUUUGCUUGGAGUUCACAGGGAGCAUCCAAUGGGAGCACACCCAUUGCUGGGGCAUAUAAACUGUGAGAUACUGUGAUCUGAUAGGGGUAUUGUGUGUCAGAUCGUAUAGCCCAUGUGUUUCCCCUAGCUUGCCAUGGGGGUCCUUGCUUCUACAUGCUGCAUGUGAAUUGCUGUCCAUAUAUAAAGGAUGUGUCUAGACUGGUGAGACAUCAUUAGAACCCAUGGCUAGGAAUAAGUCUAAUAUGGUUGAACAGCCACUCAUGCAGAGCCUAUUCCCCACCUGAUAUGGCCCAGCACACCAGGCUGUGUGGCCCAUACUCGUUAUCAUGAGUCACAUGACUGCUUUGCCUUUGCUCUCUGCCUCUUACAGAAUGUCCUCAUUAUUUGCCCCAUUUUUCCAUUUGAGACUUAUGCAUCUUGUUCUCUGGUGGAUUCAGCGGGAAAUCAUGGCAACUUUUUAGGUGCAUAGUUUGUCAGCAUGGAAAUUCUAUUCAUGUUCUGUUUCAAAUGGUCUUUUCCAAUGGGUGUCAACAAUGGAGACAAAUAGAUCUUCCCACCUCAAAAGCUGUUGCUAUAUCCCCUGUGCCUAAUGGAGGGUCUUGUGAUUAUGCAAUCAUUGAUUUGCUGGUCAUUGGGCAAUGUGGAUAGUUGGUUUGAAAGAGCCACUGAAUCUAUAAAUAUAUAACCAUAUGUUGUUGGAGAACCCUGAACAGCCAUCACCACCACAUAUAGUUCAACCUGUUGGACAGAACACCCUCAUCCAGUCUCAAUCAAAAGGUCAUUCUUGGAACAGAUGACCAUAGUGGCCCAAUGGACUUCAUCAGCUAUGAGUUUUGCAGUCUGAUCUGUAAGCCAAGCUAUACCAUCAGCUGGGCUGCCUCACUUAGACAAGGGAGGUGCAUGACCAUCCUCUACAGGUUCAGCCCCAUCCAGCAAAGUAGAACUUUGUUCAUAGAGCUGGCUAACUCUCUGAGGUCCUGCUGAGGCUUGCUAUUGAUGUACCAUUUCCAUUUACUGAGGGAGUAUUGAACCUGUCCUAGUUUAUAGUAGGAUUAGUAAGUACAUGUGAUGCACUCGUCUGGCCUUAGAAUUGCAGAGGGCAUAUCAGUGGUUAAAGGCUACUCUCUUAAGAUCCAAUAACAGGUAAGACCUGCAAAUUGAACAGGUUGGAUUUAGUGGCUAGCUUGGGUAGGGAGUAAUAUACAGACAAGGUGAAACAUCAUCCCUAUCUGUCUCAUGCUCAGUUGGAAUUGUCUUCCUCACUGUCCCAGUAGGGGCACAGAGAUGAUUUAGCAAGCCAUGCAUCCUUCUCAGUUCUCGGGACUUAAAAGGCAGCUAUGCAGUAUUUUAUAUCUCUCCAGUCCUACCAGGUGUCUUCCUCCUGCCCUUUACUGAUGCCUAGAGAUGGCCUCAGAGGGGAUCCCCUUUCCUCCUAAUAGUGUUGUCACUGGUGGUAUUCUUCUGGAGGAAUCAUCAAAUUCUGUAUCUUUUGUUCUGUUUGGUAACCGAAGCCAUAGUGCCCUGAAGGUGGGCCACAGACCUUUUUUCUUUCUCUCGUCUUUCUUUUGUCUUCCCUGUAUGGCCCUUUUAUGCAUCCUCUUGUUCUAUGGCUUCCAUCCAUCUAGGCUUCCCUCUGUGCUGCUGCUUCCAGCCUAAUGUGGGAUGUGGUAGUGGAUAUUUUCCAUGUCUUUGCCCACCAUCAUCCCCAGGGAGAACAGAAGGAGCAGGGCUGUCUUCCACUGGAGGGUCCCUUUUCUCCUGAAUACGGCCACUGCUGUUUCAGGCAACUGUCAUCCACAUCCUGUCCAGGAGUGGAAUCAUAUAGCUAUGUCUAUCACUUUUACCUAAGGGGCAGUUAUGGUCUCAUGAACUUUCCAUAGUGUUUUUGUUGAAAAAAAUCCCCCCCCCUUGUUGGGAAAAAUGCUGUCAUGUUCCAAGGAACCCAGAAUAAACAUCACUUAAAUGUGUGUCUCUGUCCUGUUGGUUGUGGGCAAAAGUGUUUUAUCAGGGAAUCACUUGUUAAUUUCCCCAGGCUGUGCCAUUUUACUCAAAACAUCUGACUCUGCAAUAGCCCCUUAUUAGAACAGAUGCAUUAAACAAGCCACAGUAUACUCUGUUGGCUUUUGUGCAUAUAUGUCUUUUAACUUCUGUAUUUCACUGGUUGAAAAAUAUUUCAUUUUGGUAGUUUCAUUUUCAACAUCAGUGGUUUUGUUUUCUGUGAAAAUUGAUCUAACAUGGGACACAUAAACAACCUGGACUGAAUGGAGCUUCCUGCAUAACAACCUCAAGUUCCCCUUGGGAUACAUUUGCGAUCCUUGAGACACCAUGGUGGUUGGUGGUGUGCAGUCAGGAGCUGGGGUAAAGUUCCCCUAUUAUUCUUGGACCCAGUUCUCACAGAUCCAUUCACAGCCAUAGCAUCAGUUCAUCGUUAGCAGGAAGGUUUCUCACAUCCCAGUUGUCCCCAUGCAGCUAGAGGGAGGCAAGUAACUCAGCCAGCCUGUCGUCUCCCAGGGUGCCAAAUCCACCCUGGCAUUACUGAACUGAGGAACACUUAACGCCUCCACCUUGCCAUGGGGUACCUUGUUGGUGAUAAUGCUCCCUUUACCAAACCUUUUGGGAAGAGACACCUAUUACCAGCUCCAGGUUAGGAGUCGUACUGAAGAGAUGAAAUAUUACAUAUGGAUGUUGGAUUUGCCAACAUAAGACCUGACUUACACAGGCAGAGGAUGGAGUACUGCUUAUCACAGACAAAGCAAGAUCAGCUUCACCAGUGGGCAUGAGUUUCCCAUGGCCAGCAUGUCCCUUCUGGUGUCACAGGGAGAUGCUCUACAUGCAGACCUCUUUUCUGUGUUCUGUAGUUAAGGAAUCUCCUUCCCUGCUGGGAACAUACAUAGCAAUGGGAACAGGUCAGGUGCAAUAAUUCACAUACAUAGCCAAGGAGUCUCCCAUGAAUGUUUACAUAUUCUCUGAGUAAAAGGGGAAGGAAUAAGCUAGCAACGUUUUCAAAAUUCCAGUAUUUCAAUGUGAAAGUGAGAAGUACUAAGAAAGAACUUGUAGCUGUGAAGAACAAGGUAAAUAGUCCAGGCAUUCACUGGAGUAUGUGGGUAACUGAAAAACAGCAACAGAAGUGGCAAUGAAGUUCAAAGCUUCAUCCCUUAGGCCAUCCAACACUCACCAGUUCUGAGUAGCACAGACCAUGUCCCAGUAGCUUACAUUCUCUGAAUAUAUAGAAUCCCCAAUUAAAUUGUGGCCUUAUGAUUAUUUUCUUUAAUAACAUAGUUCAGGAUUCCAUUCAAUAUAUGUGGUAUAUAUAUUGUCAAAGCAAAAAUGUUUAUUGAUGGUGUCUACAUUUGUGGGAUUUAUCUUUUUCUGUUGAGUGGCAAAACAUUUUCCAUGUUGUGUCCCAAAACAUGACAACCAGCUGCAUUGACUAUGACUGUUUCUCCAUGGAAGUCCUGGACCACAUGAAAGUAGUGAUCACAGUUCUUCCGUAAUUUUUUGAAAUUGUACUUAUUUAUAUUGCAGCAUAUAUGUAACUUAAAAUAUGCUAUUUAACCAUUUUUAACUACAAUUUACUGGCCUUAAUUACUUUUAUAUGGAUGUAUUUUUAAUGCAGUUUUUUUGAGAUAUAUUCACACACCAUAUAAUCCAUCCAAAGUAAACAGUCAGUGGCUCACAGUAUCAGCCUAUGGUUGUGCAUUCAUCACCACAAUUUUAGAACAUUU